AUGCGGUGGCGGGGGCCAUGGGGCGCCUGGAGCCAGCAGGGGCGGGGGAGCCCGGUGGCUCUGAUCUCCCCUGGGGGCGCGGGAGGCCCGGCCAGGCCGCUCAGGACCCAUGCCAUUCCCCUGGUGAAGGAGCCGCAGCCGGCCCCAGCGCAGGCCCCGCUGCCCUGGGUGCCCCCCAGCCUGUUCGCCGCCUUCAUCGUGGUGCUGCUGCUGGUGCUCAGCGGCCUCUUCUUCGCCUUCCCUUGCAGGUGGCUGGCCCAGAACGGGGAGUGGGCCUUUCCCAUCAUCACGGGGCCCCUCUUUGUCCUCACCUUCGUCAGCCUCGUGUCACUCAACUUCUCAAACCCGGGCAUCUUACACCAAGGCUCCAACGAGCAGGGCCCCACGGCGGUGCACGUCAUCUCCGUGAACCGCAAGGCCUUCCGCCUGCAGUGGUGCCAGAGGUGCUGCUUCCACCGCCCGCCCCGCACCCACCACUGCGGCUUCUGCAACGUCUGCGUGGAGGACUUUGACCAUCACUGCCAGUGGGUCAACAACUGCAUCGGCCACCGCAACUUCCGCCGCUUUCUGCUGCUUGUGCUGUCCUUCUGCCUCUACUCCGGCGCCGUGCUGGUCACCUGCCUCAUCUUCUUGCUGCGUCCGAGCCAAGAGACCGCUUACAUAGACCGGGUCAUGGCCAUCCUGGUGGCCGUGCCCGCCGCCGGCUUCCUGGCACCGCUGUGCCUGCUGCUGCUGAUCCUGGCCAUGUCCGUGAGCGCGGCCGAGCGCUCCUGCGAGGGCAAGUGCCGCGACCUGUGUGGAUACAACCCCUUUGACCAGGGCUGCGCCAGCAACUGGUAUUUAGCAAUCUGUGCACCGCUGGGACCCAAGUACAUGGCCAAGGCUGUCUUGCUGCAGAGAGUGGUGGAGCCGGACAGGGCGCUCUCGCUCUCGCAGAACCUGCAUUGCCCAACGUGCCCCUGGGCUCUCGGCCCCGCAGCCGCCCAGGGGCCUGCCUCUGGCCAGCAGCCCCCACCUCCGGCUCUCCACAGGCCCGGGACUGCUCCCCCGGGGAGCGGGGAGGCUGCAGCCCCCCAGGAGGUUGCCUGGCGCUCGGUGAAGACCCUGGACCUGGGCUUCCUGUGCAGCUGCACCGGGCGGACUCUGGAUGCAAUCCUGCAGCUGGUGACCGCGAACAGAGGGGGCUGUGGCCAGGGCUGCCGCCUCAGCCUCAGCCUCAGCCUCAGCCUCAGCCUCGGGGAGUGA
Pipistrellus kuhlii (Kuhl's pipistrelle) is the source of this 1245-nucleotide messenger RNA. RefSeq names its product zinc finger DHHC-type palmitoyltransferase 19 (gene ZDHHC19). The record is from RefSeq and is a predicted model, not a curated record. Gene Ontology annotation, cellular component: endoplasmic reticulum; Golgi apparatus. Gene Ontology annotation, molecular function: protein-cysteine S-palmitoyltransferase activity. Gene Ontology annotation, biological process: protein targeting to membrane; peptidyl-L-cysteine S-palmitoylation. Lineage: Eukaryota; Metazoa; Chordata; Mammalia; Chiroptera; Vespertilionidae.